Messenger RNA from Struthio camelus australis, 1037 nucleotides. The record is from RefSeq and is a predicted model, not a curated record. Lineage: Eukaryota; Metazoa; Chordata; Aves; Struthioniformes; Struthionidae.
GGCGACCCGCCACCGCCGCCGGCCGAGGAGGAGCAGAGCAUCUCGGAGCGGCGCGAGGACCGCAAGCUGCAGGAGAUCGCCGGCAAGGACCUGACCGAGGUGGUGAGCCUCAAGGACAAACUCGAGUUCGCCCCCCGGGCGGUGCUGAACAGGAACCGACCCGAGAAGAGUUAAUGAAGCUGCGUGGGCAAACCUGGAGCCCUGGAGCGCGAGUCUGGCCAGCUGGGCUCGGCUGAGGGCCCUUCCUGGAGACUGGGGCUGACCGGCCUGCCCAGCUGUGUCCCUUGUCCUGAUGCCGGGGACUUCUCUGCCACCUGCACGUCUUCCACUGGACGCCCUCCAGCACCUGGCUAUACUUGAGUAAUCUGCUGUGCUCACUGCUGCUCCACACUCUCCCUGGGCCCUCUGGAGAGGUGACUGGUCAGGGUUUGCCCACCCAACGGACAUGCUCAAUAUACAGCAGCCAGGUCUCCUCUUAGGUGGCACAACAUGACGGGAAUGAUGCUCUGGAGGUGGAGCGUGUCUAAAGCUCAUCAGCUCCCAGCCUGUCCCCGUGCCCCAAAAUCUUUUUGGCCUGGUUCCACCCAGUUCUCGUCAGAUUUGGUUUCUUCCCUGGCACGAAAACAGAAGAGAUUUGUGUCUUGCCAAGCCAAGCUCUCUGGGGUGCGCCUGGGCCUGAGGGACAUGGGGUCAAGGGCUGGGCUAAUGGCAGGGGGGACGAGGAGGGCUUGCAGGUGACCUGCCAUCCUGCUUAUCAGCCUCUUGUAAACCCCAGACAUGCUUGCUAGAGAUCACAGCACCACGCUAGCAUACCUCUGCAGGAGCCUGAAUGACAAUGGUCCCUGCGUUGUCUGCAGGCUCUGCAGCAGGGGAAGAGGGUGCAGAGGGUGGCAGUCCCGGCCCUGCAUCUGUCAUGGGGUUGCAAGCACAGCUGUCACUUUGGGCCGGGCUGAGGCUGAUUGGAGAUGUGUAAAGAAAGGGAAGAACUCUCUGCCUUGCACAGAAACAGCCAGAUUAAACUACUGUGAGUCCUUGGG